GUCACUACAGUGCGACGGGCCUACUUCCGGUUGUGGCGGCGGGGCGGCGGGAUGCGGCUGUCGGUGUGGGCCGCGAUCUCUCACGGCCGCGUGUACCGGCGGCUGGGCCACGGCCCGCGCUCGCGGCUCGACCUGCUGCGCAACCUGGUGACGGCGCUGGUGCGGCACGAGCGUAUCGAGGCACCGUGGGCCCGAGCCGACGAGAUGAGAGGUUACGCGGAACGGCUCAUUGACUACGCCAAGCGCGGGGACACGGACGAGCGCGCCAUGCGCAUGGCGGACUUCUGGCUGACGGAGAAGGACCUGAUCCAUAAGCUGUUCAAAGUGCUGGCGCCCCGAUACCAGCCGCACCCCGGUAGUUACACCCGCAUGCUGCACAUCCCCAACCGAGACAACUUGGACCGUGCCAAGAUGGCUGUGAUCGAGCUGAAGGGGAACCCCUUCCCACCGCUCAUACAACCGCGUCGGGACAGUGAGAAGACGCUGCUCAACCAGCUGCUGAAGGGCUGCCGGGAGGAUGCCCAGCGGGCUGCUGGCCCCUGAGAGCAUCGUGCAGGGAUCCUGCUCUGCCCCUGGUGUGUCCCGUGUGGGUGAGCUGCCUGUGCACUAGGCAGAGAGCUCACACCUGCUGCUCUUCUGGAGCACAGGGGUGGAAGGUGUCCCAGGGGGGCCUAGGGUUUAUUCCUCUCCUUAAAUGAUCAUAACGGGUACAGGCUCAAGAUUUACCUUCCUCUUCUUGUGAUUUAGUAGCAACUUUGCAAAAGGAGGAAGUCGAGCUAUACGCCCUAGUGGUUGAUAUUCUCUGUGUAAAUAAACUACUUUGAAAAAUGAA
Messenger RNA from Coturnix japonica (Japanese quail), 832 nucleotides. It is a transcript of the gene MRPL17, whose product is annotated as mitochondrial ribosomal protein L17. Gene Ontology annotation, biological process: translation. Gene Ontology annotation, cellular component: ribosome; mitochondrial large ribosomal subunit. Gene Ontology annotation, molecular function: structural constituent of ribosome. The record is from RefSeq and is a predicted model, not a curated record. NCBI's taxonomy places the organism in Eukaryota, Metazoa, Chordata, Aves, Galliformes, Phasianidae.